UUCCAUGGAGAUCAGUGUGUGUCAGCCACAGAGCUGGAGAACUGAAACUGCGAGAACCUGUAGAGGAGAGAACAGCAAAGGAAGCACAAGGAUUUACUCUUAAAAAACUGGCGUAACAAUACUGAUACGAUAACAAAACGACACAUCAGGUUUGUGAGUUGUAAUUUGGUCGAGUGGAAUCUAAAGUGCAGCAGAGUGUGACUAAAGCGUUCGUUAGGAAACGGGACCCAGAGGAAUGUGGACAGCUUCAUCAAUAAUAGAGAGGCCAGAGGUAUGACUGACAGACAGGGCAGGGAGGUGGGUGGGCAGUCUCCCAAGAGAGAGGCCCCAGCACUAGGGCAUGCUGGGAGUUGUAGUUCCAGCACCUCCCUGGGGCUGGACCUGCAUGUUCUGGAAGACUCACUCCUCAGCGAGAAACAGAAGCUGCGGAUUGUACUGAACUGGGCUGAGAACAUCCUCCGAACCGGACCUGUGGAUGAACAGAACCGUGCCAGAACUAGACGGACCAUGGGGGAACUUGAGAACUCGAGGAGUACACUCUCACCUUCAGAACCGCUUCCCUUGACUGUGGAGAACCAGGCCCAGGCCUGCUCACCUCAAAGUAGUGAGACUCCGCUAGGACCAAACAAGCUCACCAGACCGCCUCCACCCCACCACGGGCACCACACACAAACCACCACGAACGACCCAGAUUCCCAGACAAAGACCACGACCACUUCUCGUGUCACUUCCUGUAGCAAGUCAGGUGACAGUAUCCUUGUGUUGCCGGGCUACGGCCUUCCCCCCAGGUCACCUGACCUCUCGCACUCGCCCGCUGGCUCUGGAGUGAACUGGGUAAAGGGCGGGGAAGUUCACGGCGAUCGCUUACGAACGCAAGAAAAGCGUGACGCCGUCGAAGAACAGGAGGCGGAACACACCGCACGAUUCAAGAACGUCCACAGGCAGAGGAGAACCAGCAGCGUGAGACCUGAGGACCAGAACCCUGGUUCUCAGUUGGGGGUGACCCCGGGUCCGAGUGUGUACGAGGAGUACCUUCUCUGUCUGGCUCGUUUGGGCCGCGUCAGACCAGACCACAACCAGGACGUCACUGGCAGGUCGGACAAGGGUCAAAACGCGUCGACUGGUGACAGAAGUAAGAUGCUGGUCGGCAUGGAGACCAGACCUGGUGAUGUCACAGCUGAGGCUUCGGUGGACUGUGAUUGGAGGACUUCUCCUGAUGUCGUUGUCACAGCAACUGCAUCUGUGGACCCUGGUAGGAACACAGCUGGUGACGUCCCUGCUGACAUCAUCAACAUGCCCGUGGACUGUGAUAGGGCCACAGCCAGUGACAUCAUGACCACAGCCAAGGGGGACAGAGUGACAGUUUCAGGUCGUCCUAGGAGUGUCCCUGUAGAGGAGAAGGGUGGUGAGGGGUCUGGCAGGCAGGGCAGCAGUCAGGAGCAGGUCUGUAGGAGGGGCUCUGUAGAGGAGGAGGGAGGUGAAGAGUCUGGCAGGCAGAGCAGCACCCAGGAGCAGGUCUGUAGGAUGGCCUCGGCAUCGAAGACUCCAGAGGAGAAGACUGAGAGAGUGCUGCGGCCGAGGAGCAGCAGUGGCCGUCCGGGGGUCAGAGGUCAGACCAGGGGUCGUGGCUGGAGGUUCUGGGAAAAGUCCAGUCUCUCCUGGUCAUCCUUCACUCAUGGAGAAACGUUGCCACGGUCAUAUCUCUCCACCAGGCCUCUGUCUACAGGAGCCAGAGAGACCAGACAGGCGACCCCAACACCACAGCCCUUCCCUGGGCCCAGAACUCCUCCACAUGCCCCCACAGGCACCCAGAAGAUAUCCAAAAUCAAAGAUGCCCCCAUGUCAGCUGCCAAGACAACGCCUCCAGGGGGCAGUGAGUGUGCCCUCUGGCUGUGUCUCCCAGACGAGGUGUGGCUCUCCAUCCUGGUGCUGCUCACACACUGUGACCUGUCCAGGCUGGCCCAGGUGUGUCGCCACCUGCUUCGACUGGCCCACGACCACACUCUCUGGCAACACAUCAGGGUAGAGAACUGCUCCACUCUGACGGACCAAUGGCUGAGUUGUGUGGGCGGGCGUAGACCAAGAAGUCUGGCACUUCAUAGGUGCAGCGGCCUGUCCGUCACCUCCAGUGGACUAGAACUGUUCUUGUCCCAAAGUAAAGACUCUCUGAAGGAGCUGAGGGUCACCGGUUGCAUCGGGCCUGGUUUCCAUGGCGACCUGGUGCUGUGCGUGAUUGGCCAGUGCUGCGAUCACGUGACCAGCGUGGACGUGAGCUGGAGUGGAGCGACUGAGAAGGGCGUCAAGGCUCUGGCUGAGACGAGCUCUGGCCUGAGAAGCAUUGUUCUCAAUGGCUGCCAGGUCACCGAUGACGCCCUGACAGCCCUUGUCACGAGACAUGGACAGAGCCUGUCCAGGCUGGAGGUGUUUGGCUGCCUGGCGGUCAGUGCCUGCUGCCUGGUCACUGUGGCGAAGGAGUGUCCCGGUCUACAGCACCUCAACCUUGGACAGGUGCCCAAGGUCAACCACUCCUGUCUCACUCUGAUGACAUCACGACUCCCACACCUGCGCACACUCAACCUGACUGGACUGCACACUGUGAGUGAUGUCACGGUGGACCUGGCCCUUCAGCAGCUUCCUGACCUCUGCUCCCUGACCCUCAGCUCAUGUCCCGGGGUCACGGACCUCAGUCUGCACAGGAUCAGCACACACACACCCCACAUCAGGUCCCUGGAUGUGAGUGGCUGCAGGGAGGUGGGAGACGGAGGUGUGAAGGCUGUCGCUCUAGGCUGUAAACGACUUCAGCACCUGGACCUCAGCUCCACAGCUGUGGGGAGCAGGGGGGUGAACCUGCUGGCCAGCUAUUGCAGCGUGCACCUGCUCACCAUCAAACUGAGCUUCUGUCUGGUCAGCAUGGAGUCCAUCCUCAAACUAUGCAGACGCUGCAAGAGAUUGAGGCUUCUGUAUCUCUAUGGCUGUGUCCAUGUCCCCACUAAGAGACAAAUCAACAAUAUAAAUCCGAAAGUUCAACUGUACCCUUAAACUUGAAACACACAUAAAAAUGAAAAAUGUUUGAAAUUCUGGA
This is a messenger RNA of Osmerus eperlanus (European smelt), 3082 nucleotides long. RefSeq lists its product as uncharacterized. The record is from RefSeq and is a predicted model, not a curated record. Gene Ontology annotation, molecular function: protein binding. Gene Ontology annotation, biological process: SCF-dependent proteasomal ubiquitin-dependent protein catabolic process. The transcript has 13 exons. Gene Ontology annotation, cellular component: SCF ubiquitin ligase complex. Bases 274 to 3039 code for a protein of 921 amino acids. Lineage: Eukaryota; Metazoa; Chordata; Actinopteri; Osmeriformes; Osmeridae.